AUGUCGAUGAAGACUAAUUAUGACGAUGGAACAGGAAACAGUGAAAAGGAUUGGGAAAUUUUCGAUGUUUUAUGCCAAAAUAUGGAUAAGGUUGAAACACCAUGUACAGUCGAUCACCUCACAGGUGAUCAUUUAUCACAUUCAAUUGACUUAGUAACAACGUUACGGAGUGAGCUUGCUGCUUUGACCUAUAAACGUGAUAGGUUGAUGAAUGAUCUUUCGGAAACUAAAGGUGCAUUAUGUGUGAAAGACAAUGAAUGUGAAACAUUAAGAGCACAAAGUGCAAGACAGUCAGCGCUUAUAAUAUCGUUGCAGCAACGAUUGCAAGCAACAGAAACGCGCGAGAAAAAUCUCCAGGCGCGCAGCGAGCACACAUCUCAUACACUUCAACGAGAUAAGCGUGGAUUGGAGGAUAAGAUCAAGGAUAUGUGUUCAAAACAGCGAAGAUUAGAAAUUGAUUUGUCAUCGGAAGAGACAUUACGAGAACAGGCAAAACAGCACCUUAUUGAAUUAGUACGAAAGUUGGCAUGUUGUUUUGGUAUGGAUGUGAGUGACAAUCUUACAUCCGAUUGUGUUCUAUCAAAAGCAAAUGAUAUAGUCAAUGAACUUCAACGUCUACGUUCAAAGUUGACAGCAACAUGCGAAAGCCUUUCAUCAUGUGAGGCGGAGCUUCAUAAUAUGAGAAAUGCAAGCAAUACAGAACGAUGCAAUUUUUUGGCACAAAUUGAAUCGCUUAAAACAAUAACAACAGGCCUUGAAGCCCGAUGUAAGAGUACCGAACGUGACCUACAAUUGACACGUGAUCGAUUGACAGAAACUGACAUGGGUGCAGAUAAGCUUAGAGAGGAGCUUCGUGGAUUUGAAUCACGAGCUUGCCGCUUGCAGUCAAGUUUAGAUCGCGUACAGAACGACCGUUUAGUAUUUCUUAAAAAUAUUGGCUCGAUUAUAAACGUAAGUGAACCGUGCGAGUCUCUCAUCAAAGAUAAAGUCCGCGAAAUAAUGAAUGAGAAUCAAACGAUGCAUAAUCAAAAUCACAAUUUACGAGAGCAGUUGAAUGUUGAGACAACACGCUUACGUGAAAUUCAAGAGACAUCACAAUGUCGAAUAAGAGCUGAAGAGUGCCAACGAUCUACUGCCGAAGAAAAAUUAGAGAAAACGUGUAACGAAUUGUCUCUUAUGAGAGAUGAACAUCUUGCAUUAUCAGAUUAUCUUGUAAGAUUAGCAAGAGCUUUAUGUUGGAGUGAUUGUAUUGAUCCCCCUUCUCAUGGAAAUGAAACGCAUGUCCUAGCAGAGUCUUUACUAGAGAGAGCCGAGCAUUUAACAAUUCAUAAAGAACAUCCAGAUUUUUGUGAUAAAAACUGCUAUGAUUUGCCAACACCACAUCACCAUCAUCAUCACAUGCCAAAGAUUAGAAGAGAAAGAAGUUGUCACGAUAUACCAUUAAAGGAUGUGAGUAGCUAUGAGAGUUCCACAAUGUACUCUCUGCAACGUAAAGUCCGCGUUCUUCGUGAGCAAGUUCAACGACGUGACUUGCACUUAGAAUUAUUACGUCGUAAAAUUGCGCUUCUCGAAGAAAAUGCACGCGGUAAGGCCAUUCUACAGACAGAACGUGAUGAGGCAAUUUGUCGAGCGAGAAGAAAUAACAAGCAAACUGAAAGAACAACGCAUCAAUUGUUAGAAGUCAAGACACAACUGGCUGAUGUAAAGGCACAACUUGCUGAUGCAACUGAUUAUAAAAUUUCAGCCUUAGAAAGAGCUCGAAAAAUUGACGAGUUGCAAGGAAAAAUUCUUUGUUUAGAAAACGAAAAGAGUAGAUUGAUUACACAAUUGUCAGCAUAUAAGACAAGAGCUAGAUCUGCUGUUGAUUCAUCGAAUGAUAGGAGGUUGCGAAAUGAAGCGAUUAUAACUAAUUUACGUGAAGAACUUGGUCGAGUAAAAAGUGCUCUUGCCGAUGCAAAUCAUAGAUUAAAUCAGUUGCAAACUUUCCGCUCGUCAGUCGCAAGAAUGCUUCAUACUCGAGAACAUCCGGAAUGUGAAAUUCUACAAAAGCUUCAGACAGUUUGUACUGCACAUCAUGAGUUCACGAUGUUAUCAAAAAGAUACGAAACACCACCCGGGCCAGAUAAUGCUUGUUCAACAUUUGAAGAUGCAAUACCAACAUCGUCAUCAGCUCCACCAUGUCGACCAAUGAGCUCUGGGAGUCCGACGCAUCGACGUUACAUUGACUCUGGUUUUGAUCAUUUUGAGGACGAUUUUGAGUAUAGUAAAAAGUUUUAAAUCUAAAUUAUGUUAAAGAUAAAAGUUAUUGAACACUUGAAUAAAUCUAUUUAGUCGCAUGAGAAACGCAUAACGGAUUCUUUAUAUUUAAAC
Chironomus riparius is the source of this 2370-nucleotide messenger RNA. Lineage: Eukaryota; Metazoa; Arthropoda; Insecta; Diptera; Chironomidae. The record is from the annotation of a GenBank genome assembly.